Vigna unguiculata (cowpea) is the source of this 6499-nucleotide messenger RNA. RefSeq names its product Zinc finger C-x8-C-x5-C-x3-H type family protein. The record is from RefSeq and is a predicted model, not a curated record. Gene Ontology annotation, cellular component: nucleus. NCBI's taxonomy places the organism in Eukaryota, Viridiplantae, Streptophyta, Magnoliopsida, Fabales, Fabaceae. Gene Ontology annotation, molecular function: metal ion binding.
CCUACGAGGCAUAACCAAUAAUUGAAUCGAAUUGAAUAAUAAAGAAACCGCAUAAAUUCUGAAUACGUCUCCUUUCACACACAACCUUUCAUCUCAUAUCCCAAAUUCUCGAUUCACAUCCAUUCAAUCAAUCAAUCAAAUCUCCGAUUCGUUCGAAUCCACGCUCCGAUCGAAUGGAUCAACACCACUUCCUCCACCACCACUACCACCACCCUCAGGACCACCGCACCACCCGCUACACUUCCCUUAACCCUCAAUCGCAUCACCACCACCACCACCAUAGCAACCUCCCACCGCCGCCGCCAGCGCCGCCGCCGCCUCUCUCCUACCACCGCACCCUCCACGCGGCUCCCCUGUCGCAACCCUACACCCCUUCCACUCCCCAACCCCAACAGCAGCAGCAGCAGCAAUUCUCUUUCAACCACCACACAUCUCUCCCCCACCGCACCCUCGAAGACGAUUCACGUUCUCUCACCUACGACCUCCUUCCUCGCCGCACCACCGCCAUCCCCUGGAACCCUAACCCUAGAACUGAUGAUUUCGAUCGCGAAUUCCACCACCACCACCACCGCCCUCCCCCGCCGCCGCCUCCCCCGAUCGAAACCCUCCGCUAUGACCCUGGGCGCCGUGACCGCCUCGUGGUGGAUGCCUACGAGCAAAACCCCAGGGAGGCGCUCGCGUGGGGCGGCGGUGACUACCACGCGCCUAGCCAGGGCGACGUAGAGCCAGCACCCUACGUGCGCGUGUACAGCGUGGAAUGUGACACUGACGUGGCCGGUAGAGGGUCCCGGGUGGAGAGCAAGAGGUGGGUGAUGAGUGAUAGAGAGAGGGAGAGGGAGAGGGGAAGAGAGUUGCACGAGUCUUCUUCUAAUUUAGUUAGCAAGGGUAGUAACAGUGACAAAUAUUAUCAUGGUUCUGAUAAUGUGGAUAGGUAUAGUAGAGGGAAUAGUAGAGAGCGUGGUCAUGAAUUCGCACGUACUCCUCCUAAGAAACAGGUGCAGAAGAAGAGCGCGCUUCUUAGGAUUCAGACUGUUAAACCUAAUCAUAGGAACCGUGAGGUUGAGCAGUUACGGUACCCCGGUUAUGGACCUGAAGGUAGCAAUGGCUUUUUCAGGGGAAAGGAGCCAUAUUUGGCUCAUGGGGUGAAGGGGGAAGAGAGAGAAGGGAGCCCUGUUGAGAUUGAUAUCUCGUUUGAGUCCAAUUCUCUGGUGGCCAAGGCUAUUGUUGCGCCGCCUUCGAGUUCAGUGUCUGUUCCUGAUUUGAAUGUGACGCCGGUUUUAGAUUCGGAUUUGGGUUCUGGGGAGAAGAAUAAAAGGGUUUCGGGCUCUGAUGGCUAUUACUCUGGUUUGCAGCAGCCGUAUAGAAUGUCUUCCGUUGUGGUUGUGGAUUUAAAUAGGUCGCCUUGCAAAGGGAAUGAUAGGUCUGGUUUGAGGAAGGAGGUUAAUGUGCGGAAGAGUGUUAAGAAUAGUUCUUCUCGGUCUCGCACCAGGGAGGCUGAUGAUUCUCGUGGGAAAAAUGCGGUGCCAAAUUCAGUUAAAGCUGGCAAUGUCUGUUCUGGUAAAUCGACCAUAACGGUUGUCAAGAAGAAGAGAAUUGUUAAGAGAAUGGUGAAGAGGAAAGCUUGUUUAAACUCUAUGACAUCUGUGCCGAAUUCACUGCCGGCAGAAAGGCUUCCUGGAACCGUGGAAGUCGAGAGUGCUGCACUGGUUUCGUCAACGGCCUCUAAUCCUGAGAAAAUUGAAGCUAAUUCAGAUGAGAAAAGCAACAUCGUUGAGGAAGUGCCAGACUGUUUACAUUCUUUGCCAAAGGAAGGUAAUGUAUUGAAAGAAGAUAAAGAGGGAGGUUUACCGCAGCUGAGUUUGGGGCCAGAUUCCACAUCGCAAGAUUGUGAGAGUGACAAAGAUUCUGAUAAUAGGGAAGUAUCCAGGUUUGAAAUUGAAAGAGAUGGAAACAUUUCAAAAUUUCCAUCUCGUGCUUCUAGUAGUGAAGAUAAGAAGAGUGAUUCAGGUUGUUUAGAUGUUAAUAAUGAUGUCUUUGAUAAUGGAAAUAUUAUUUUUAUGCAUGAUAAUGCAAAUACUUCCGAUUGUUUAGGUGCAAAUAAUUCUGUUCCAGGUACUGACACGGUUACUGAAUUCUUAAGUGGGAGUACUAUUUCUGAAGUCAAUCACAUGGAUUAUGGUAAUAAGCAAUUAAGUCAGAAUGAAGGGUCUCUAUCAGUUGGGAAUUAUUCAAAUGUACAAUCCCCACUGAAUAACAAUCUUGUAGAUGCAGGGGAUGAAAUAUUAAAAACCAGCGAUACUUUUUCGAGUUCAAGAAAAAUUAGGAUUCAAGAUGGUCUAGAUUGCCUACAACAUUCCAGUGCACUGAAGCAAGGCUCUGAUAAUGGAUCAUCUAAUUUAGAAGAUUGUAUUGUUCACGGCUCUGGUAUCAUGCAUGAUGCUGGGAACCAAUUGGCCCAUGGUGAUGUCACCAUGCACCCUGAGAAUUGUGAGACAGAAAAAACAUUCCCAGAUUCUAAUAUUUUAGCUGGAUCUGGUGAAGGGAACACAAAGAAGAUAAAAAAGAGAAAAGCUAGAACACAAUUAAAUAUUUUGAGUUCAGAGAUGGAGUCCUUAUCUCCAGAUCAUGUAAAUCCUGUUAGCCUUGCUAAUAAUGUGGAUGGAGGCACGGGUCUAAUGUCGAAAGAUCCAUCUGCUUCUAUAGUUUUAGAUCAGUCUGUUCAAAACGAUGUUGACUCAAUAACUGGUUUGGAUGGGGUUACUGCUUUACAUGAGGAAGGGGAGUUUUUAGAGACUCAGUUUUAUGCUGCAAAUAACAACAAUGAUGAUGCAAAUGAGGUUUCACCAUCUUCUAAAAGGAAAAAAGUCACAGCUAACCCAAAUUUCACUCAAUGUCAAUCAGAAAUCAGUGCUGUUAUUGUGGUUACCACCACAUCUGAUGUGGAAACUCCAGUCAAUCUCAAUGAUAACCAAGAACAUCAGAAAGAAUUUGCUUUGUCAAGCAUGGGUAUGUGCAUACCGUCUUCUGUUCAGUCAAUGCCUUAUUCAGAGAGUAUUACCAAAAUGUCUGACAAUAUUUUUAGUGGAGGAUCUUUUGACUCUACUGAUGCAAAUAGGGAAACCAUGAGUUCCGAGUAUUCGGAAUUACAACACUCAGACAUAGUCUCUUUUUCACCAUGUGAGGACUUGGCAUUUCAAAACGAUCACUUCUCACCAUUGGAAGGUGAGUGCAAAGAAAACAUUACUCCGGUUGUGCUUGUGAGUAAUACUCAAAUUGGUGUUUUAGGUGUUGGAAAUACAUUGGGAGAAAAGACUGAUUUACAGGCCGUUAAGGGAAAUUAUCAAUAUAGAGACUUUGUGCAAAGGUCACCAAGACCUGACAUGGAACCUAAUGAUCUCAAUGUUAAGAAUGAUUUGCUUGCUCAGCAGAACCUUAUGUCCUGUCCAACUAGUGGUGAUGAAGUCACUACAAGUAAUUCGAAUGACGAAUUCAUUGUGGAUGCACCUGGCGCAUUAUCAGAUAUCUUUUCUCAAGGGAUGGCAUCUGAAGUACCGGAUAGAAGGUCUUUAGAAUUCACAGCUAUCAAUGAUGAAAAUAUUUGUGGGGUUGAAGAAAAUACUUCGUCGGUACAUCAGACGAUACAGAAUAGUAGGUCAGAUAGUGCAUUUGGACACAGUAAUAUGAUAACAAAGAAAACAAUUUCAGAACCAUCCCAAGUUUCUUCCAAAGUUACAACUCAGGCUCUAAAUUCAUAUCGUUUUGGGUUGAGUGGGACCAAAAAUCAGUCAGGUAGUGUCAUUCCCAAAACUUUUCCAGGUCAUUCUUUUACCUUUUUGAAGUCGGAGACGAAGACAUCUGCCUCUUCAACUCAUGUGUCAAAGCCUCGAACUUGGCAUCGGACAGGUAAUAAUCCCCCUAUUUCUGUACCUAGAAUCAAUUCAGUAAGAACAGUUCCUCCCAAAAGGCCAAUUCUGGAAAGGAAAGGGAACUUUCAAAAUACCUCGUAUGUUCGUAAAGGAAACAGUCUUGUAAGGAAACCUACCCCAGUUCCUGCUCUACCUCAAAUCUCCUCUGUUAAUAAGUCAUCUUCUUCGGGCUUUGGUGAAAUAUCAAAAAGCACUAAAUCUGAAAGCAGGGCUGACGUGACAGAUCAACCAAUGUACCUGAGAGCAGGAGCAACAUAUUCUCAGCAGAGGCAGAGGCAGAGAACACCUCCACUACCAAUUGACACCAAAUCAGAGGAAAAUACAUCUUCCUCAUUGGUAGAACCUUCUGGUGGUUCCUGUGAAAAUGUAUCUGAUCCUAAAACAUUUAUAGAAAUUAAUAAUAAUGCACAGAACUCUUCUGAAGAUGCACUGAAGCAUUGUGAAAUUCUAGAAAACCAACCUGUUCCAUCCGAUAAUGGGGAGAGUCAAGUUGAAGUAAACGAAGGCAAUCCUCUUUCUUUGAAUACGAAGAGAAUAGUAUAUAUAAAGCCCAAAACAAAUCAAUUGGUUGCAACAUCAAAUUCGUGUGAUGUGUCUGUCUCCACUGAUGACAAUGGCCAAACUGCCUUCUCUGAUGGCUACUACAAGAGAAGAAAAAAUCAAUUGGUUAGGACUACAUUUGAAAGCCACACCAACCAAACUGCUGUAGUGCCUAAUGGCAUGGCAAAUUCUGAUGGACAAGGAACUAGUAAUGCUCUUUGCAAUACGAGGUUUAGUAAGAAGCGGUUACAUAAGGCUGUCAGGAGUUCAUGCAAACGUUCAAGAGCCUCACUAGUGUGGACACUCUGUAGCAAAAAUUCUUCUGAACAUGACAGGAAUUCACGUCAUAAUCAAAAGGUUUUACCUCAAUUGUUUCGAUGGAAAAGAGCAACAUUUGCUUCAAGCUUCAACAGCAGUUCCGUAUCUGCAAUCAGCAAAAAAUUGCUUCAAUUGAGAAAGAGGGAUACUGUUUACACUAGGUCAAAACAUGGGUUUUCACUUUGGAAAUCCAGGGUUUUAGGUGUUGGUGGUUGCAGUUUGAAAUGGUCCAAAUCCAUUGAGAAGAACUCAAAGCAAGCUAAUGAGGAAGCCACACUUGCUGUUGCUGCUGUAGAGAGGAAGAAGAGAGAGCAGAAAAAUGCGGUUUGCAUCAGUUCUCAGUCAAAGAGUAGGAAGCAUUCUUUCCAUGAGAGUUCGUCAUAUCAUAGUGCCGACAACUCUGUUUUUGUGCUCUUAAAAAUCUAUGCUUCAUGUAUUAAUUAUCUGUCAGUUACUCUGACUUUGAAAGUAGUGGUUGAAUGUGCAGGAGAGCGUAUAUUUCGUAUUGGCUCAGUUCGUUACAGAAUGGAUCCCUCCAGGAGGACACUCCAGAGGAUUUCAGUCGAUGAAUCCCAGUCCUCAGGAUCUACCAGUUCAGGUUUGGCUUCCAAAAGUGCUUACAUUCCAAGGAGAUUAGUGAUUGGAAACGAUGAAUAUGUACGAAUUGGAAAUGGUAACCAGCUUAUCAGAGACCCAAAGAAACGAACUCGAAAAUUGGCAAAUGAAAAAGUUAGAUGGAGCUUGCACACAGCCAGACAGCGGUUGGCUCGAAAGCAGAAGUAUUGUCAGUUUUUUACCAGAUUUGGGAAAUGUAAAAAGGAUGGAGGGAAGUGUCCUUAUAUUCAUGAUCCUUCAAAAAUUGCUGUCUGUACUAAGUUCCUGAAUGGUUUAUGUUCUACUCCCAACUGCAAAUUAACGCACCAGGUUAUUCCAGAGAGAAUGCCAGAUUGUUCUUAUUUUUUGCAAGGUUUAUGCUCAAACAGUAAUUGUCCUUAUAGACAUGUCAAUGUGAACCCCAAUGCAUCUAUUUGUGAAGGAUUUCUCAGGGGAUAUUGUGCUGAUGGAAAUGAGUGUCGGAAGAAGCACAGCUAUGUCUGUCCUACUUUUGAAGCAACAGGAAGCUGUACUGAAGGAUCCAAAUGCAAACUUCAUCACCCCAAAAAACAAAGCAAGGGAAAGAAAAGGAAGAGAUCUGGAGAUCAGAACAAGACCAGAGGACGUUAUUUUGGUUCUAUUCCUGCAGCUGAUGUUUCUGAAUCUGGGAUGAUGGUUGCUCCAAACCGGCAUAAACAAAGUAGUGAAAUUGAAGAGGAACUGUCUGACUACAUCAGCCUUGAUGUUAUGAGUGAAGAAGUGGCAGACACCGAUGAUCUAUCAUUUGAUCCAGCAGAGUUGUGUGAGAAUGACUCCUUGGAUGAUCUUGAUGAACUCAUUAAACCAGUUCUUUUAUUGAAAACAAAGUUCACAUCACAAUCACCUGACUCAUAUCUUCCACGCAAGUGGUGGAGACUUAGGUCCUUUGUUAAUGAGGUAAUUUAGGUAGUAUACAGCUCCCUUUUCCCCUUAAAUUUUUUUCCCAUUUGUUUUGAAUGCAUAGCUUAAGUGUAACUAAAAAAUUUAUUACCCCCCUCCCCUUAGUUUCUUUUUGCGGAUUUACCAUUGUACAAUAACAUCUGGAGUAAUAUAGAUACAAAUUUUCUUCUCCCACUACCUCA